Phialemonium atrogriseum is the source of this 1919-nucleotide messenger RNA. RefSeq lists its product as uncharacterized. NCBI's taxonomy places the organism in Eukaryota, Fungi, Ascomycota, Sordariomycetes, Cephalothecales, Cephalothecaceae. The transcript has 2 exons. The record is from RefSeq and is a predicted model, not a curated record. Gene Ontology annotation, cellular component: plasma membrane; cell wall. The coding region runs from base 88 to 1737 and encodes 549 amino acids.
UUCAAACCCAGUUCUCUCGAAUCUGGGUGCACUUUGUGAUACGACUCUGAGGGGUCAAGGUUUGAGGCCGUCAGUGCCAUCGCGAGCAUGCCACGCCGUCCAUUCUUAACGGCAGUCUUGCUGGUCUCCCAGUUUCUUGGUUCUGUCGCAGCAGGAUGCAGCUCCCCUGGCUAUUCCAUCUCCUCCCCCGCCGGCAGCGAUGACAUCUCCAGCUGCACGACCUUUGACGGCUCCAUCUCCCUCCUCUUCGGCGACAAGCCCUCGGCAUGGCAAUCCUCCAACGCCGUCGUCGAUCUGGGCGACAUCGUAACCAUCACGGGCGACCUUGUCAUCUACGCUGACUCCCGUCCUCAGCGGACCACCGUCAUCGCCUCGAAGCUCAAGGCCAUCAAAGGUGGGAUCACCAUCCAGAAUAUCGAUUCCACCGGCACGGUUCGAAGCCUCAGCAUCUCGUUUCCGAGCCUGGAAUCCGUGGGUCGUGGAUAUGCCAUCACCGGCGGGAUCAGCGAGGUGGCGAUCCAACAUUCCGACAAGCUCACUGUUGGAAAGUUGUUCCAGGCGUGGGGUACCGACGUGGACGAAUUCCACGUUGGAGGGUUGGUCACCAUGGACGGGCAAUUGACGAUCAAUACAAACCCCAGCAUGAAGACACUGGAUAUCGGGGAUCUUGUCACGGUGACCAGCUUCCUCCGGAUACAACAGAAUGACGUUUUAUCGUCCGUAUCUCUCAACUCGUUGCAGACCGUGGGGGCAGACCUGACCUUUGACGGAAAUCCCAAACUGGUGGAGCUGGAACUGCCAGCCCUCCAAUUCGCCGAGACUCUCUCCUUCGCUUCGAACGGGCAGAAAUUCGCCGUCUCGCUACCGCAGCUUUCCUCCCUCGGCAAGCCGAACACGACCAGCACGUCCACCAUCCAAGACAUUGACGAGAUAGACCUGCCGUCUCUCCGGAACGUGACGGGCGAUCUCGCCUUCCAGUCCACCUCGCUCACCGACCUGACCAUCCCGAUCCUGACGCAUGCGGUCGGCAGCAUCACCGUGGAGGACAACUCCGCCAUGACGACGCUCGCCUUCCCCCGACUGCGCUCGAUGAAGAACAUAUUCAUCUCCGGCAACGACGGGCUGAACAACUUCACGGCCAACGCGUUGGCAACCGCCGGAACAAUAUCCAUUAAGGGGCCGGCGCUGACGAACGUCGAGUUCUUCGGCUUGAAGGAGGUGACGUCGGACUUCAAGAUCGUGGGGGCCGCCUCGAUGGAUUGCUCCUGGUUCGACCAGAACAUCAAGCCGAUCGUCAAGGGGAGCUUCUCCUGCGUCGGAAACCACGCCCAGCCGGCAACGGAGAGGAAGCCGAGCACCGGGGGGAUUGAGAAUACCGACGGGGAGCCGCCGCGAAGCGAUCCCACGGCGGAGGCCGGAAAGGCGGCGAGCGGUCUUUCCCGGGGGGCCAAGGCUGGAAUUGGCAUCGGCGCAGCUGCUGGUGUCGUCAUCCUUGUGGGCUUGGCUGCGUUCCUAUUCUUUGCCAUUCGGAAGAAGAGGCGGCUACCGAAGGAGCACCGAAAUGACGUGCAAGGUUACCCUCCGAAGGGAGACACGGACACGGACGGUUCGGAGGUGUUCGACGGGAGGCUGAGGAUGGGGGUGCACACGACGAUCAGGGCUGUCCCCUCGCGUGAUAAGGGGAGCCCCGAGUUGCCAAUGCUUGAGUUUAACAAGUCUCUAGGCUUGGACAAGUAGAAGGGCCGCGAAGAAGGACACGGGGUUGCGAUUAGGGAUUAUCAUGAUGCAUUAUGGGUUGUAGGUUCUGACAACCACGGGGCGCUACCCUGAGCGUAUAGUUAAUUACUUAUUUAAUGGUUUUUCUCCAAUUCUUGACCACUACGUUUCGACGCAAAGGGUUCUUCUUCAUUGACAUCUAC